AUGAGAUCAUGCAAGAUAAAUAAGAAAGGAGAGUAUAAAAAAAACAUAAAUUAUAAAAAGGGGAAGGGAACCAAGAUUAUCAAAUAUUUAUUGUCAAAUUUGACAAAGUUUACUUAAAUAGUAUAGACUAUUUACUAUUUUAUAAUCAAGGCUUCUAAUAAAAAUAUUGGAUAACAUAAAAUCACCACUGAAAUCUAUCAUAAAAUUACAUAUUUAAUUUACAUGAUAUUAUGGUUAAAUGAUGAGAAAGAGAUGCUGAAUUCAGAUUCCAUUUAAUAAAUGUGUUUAGAAUUAUGCUAUAUUCACUAUAAAUUUACAAUAAAUCUUAUUAUUACACUUCAAUAUGCUGGCAUUCUCGAAUCUAAUACACUAUAUUAAAUAAUUAACAAUAUCAAUGUUAUUGCUUAUGGAUAUGAUUAUAACAUUUAAAUUAAGGACAUUUACUUUGAUAAGAAUGAGAAUUUAUUGAAUACAGCAUAUAUAUUUUCAAAUUUAAAUUAGAGAUAAGUUUAGUUAAAAUUAGUCUUUUACAAAUUCUAUGAAACAAGUUUAAGUAUUUUAUUCGAAGUGCCUAAUAUACAAAUAGAGAGUAAAUUCUAUUUAUAGAUGCUAAAAUUCUAAUUAGAAACAUCAAUUUCCCUUGUCCUUUCCUUUUAAGAUUACUAUCCUAAAUUUAUUUUCUAUUUCAGAUUAGCAAGAGAUCCAGAGAUAAUAAGUUUAAUGCAGUAAUGUAUCGUCAUAGUGAUUUCGUUGAAUUAAGAUCCUCAAAUAAUUAAAUAACUGUUUGAAACAUUAAGUCAACAUUAAUCAACAAUUUUAAUGAAUGAUUUGGAUGACUUGUAAUUAGAUGCUUAUGAUUAGGACGAAAUUAAAUAAACUUAUAAAAUGGCGAAUUUAUCACUUCAUAGAAUUCCUUUGCUAUAAUGCAACUAUAGUCUUUUAAUAUAAUUAGUAGAUGAUAAAGAUUAUUACAUUAAAGUUUUCAAAAUAAUUAUAGAGAUAUUUUAACUAGUUUACUAAAAGUGGUCAUAAUUGAAAGAAUAAUCAAAUCUCCUUUAUUUUUAAGGCGGCACAUCAUCUCUUUAGAUGCAUUCUCUCCUAAUCCUAUUUCAAUACUUGAAGGAAAAAUGAGAAUAAAAAUUGUUAUUUCAGAGAAUGAAAGUUCCAAACUUUAAGACCUAGAUCAAAUGAAAUUAGGAUUAUUUCUAGAUAAUUUUGAAUAUGCUGAAAAAUUAACCAUUUUUACUUUAUAUUUUUCAAAAAAUCAAGAAAUUCAAUUUGCUACUUGUAAGCUAAAGAAAUUUAUUAUCAUUUAUAAAGAAGAUGAAUUCUAUUAGGAAUAAGAUUACCUAACUAAUCUAGACUUGACAUCUUGGUUUAAUAUAGAUUUUUAAUUAAAAAACAAUUAAAAUCUAAUGAUUUAAAUUAACGAAUAGAAUUUAAUAUUUUAAGUGUAAUAACAAGAUAAUUAACAACUCCAAUUUUCUAAGUUCAUUUUUGGAGUUAAAAUGAAUGAUCAAUUAUAGGAAACAAAUGAGGAUUUCAAUAAUUCAAUUGAACUAUUAGAUUAAUACUCAUUUGAGGGAAUAGUAUCAGAAUUUUAUUUAAUUAUCAAUAACUCUAAGAUCUAAUUUGAACAAAUUAAAAAAUCAAAUUCAAAGCGAUAAACACUGAAAUUUAUUAAUUAAGAAGUCUUAAAUUAAAAUUAGUUGAAAUUCGAUUAGUUAUUUUCGAUUUCACCAGUUAUGCAAAAUGAAUGCACAAUAUGUUGUCAGAAUGUCUAUAAAUUAGAUAUAAAAAAAGGAACUAAUUUCAUCCAAAAGUGCGGAGGAUUCAACAUCUUUAAUAUGAUUUUAGAUUUAUUAUAUACUGUCUGUGAAAAUAUAAAUGCAAGAGAUUCUGAAAAAAUUAUCAUUUUGGUAUUGAAAAUAUUUUAAGAAAAUAUAUUAAUGUACGAUUCUAAAGUGAAUAGUUUUUUUAAAUCCUAAAAUCUAUAAAACAUCGAAGAGAAUUGCAAAAGAUGGAUAAAUAUAAAUUAAAUGAUUUCAAAUGAAUUCAUCAUUUAAUUACUAUCAAUUUAUACGAAACUAUAAAAUGAGUAAGAAUCCUUUUUGUUUCUCGUUACUAUAAUUAAAAUAUUAGACAAUAAGUUCACUACCUUUGAUUAAAUAAAGCUCAUAAGUACAAGUAGAAUAAUUCAGAAAUUGACAACUCCAUAGUGUUUAAGAAAAUUCAUGAACAUCCAAUUGUAUUAUGAAAGUAGAUAUUUAUUUGCUUAAGUGUCAAUGGAAAUAAGUUAAGCCUUUCUUAAAAUUGAAGAAAAAAAUCUGUUUUCAUAUUCCUUAUUUAAAUGCAUUCAAUAUCAAGGAGUUGUGAUGAUACCAUAAAUUAAUCCCAUCACAAUUUUUUUUAAUUUAUUAGUGAGCUAAAAAUGCUUUAAUUUAUUCACUUUAGAUAUAUUGUAAAUAAUAGAUAUUUUAAUAGAAGAUAGAAUGAAAUAAAAAAUUAACAUAAGAAUUGAGGAAGAGACCACUUUAAACAGUUUUAAAAUAAAGAUUUUUUAAAUUUUAAAGAAGUAAUAGAAAUAAUUUAGGAGCAAUCAAUCAUUUAUUUAUGAAUUUGAAACAAUUGAUAAACUUUAUGAAUUGACAUUUUCCAUUUAUUUAUCAUUAGUUUAAUAAUUAAGAUAUAAUUCUAAAGAAAAUCGAGAAUUGGAUUCAUUAUAAAUUUAUUUUGAUUAUUUCUUAAAGAAAAGAAUUGAGGUUGGAUCAUAAUUAAUUUCAAAAGUGCUAACCUUAAUUAAUUAAUUUGAGGAGGAUGCACUAUUAAUAAAGCUACUCUUAAGGUUUUAGAGUUAAUUGAUUUUAAAUCUAUUAAUAAAGGAGUCAGUUAAGAUUACUAUAAUAAUUUGGUAUUUGGAUAUAUUUAAAAAUGCUGCUCUAAAAAAAUAGAGUUUGAACAUUUUAAUUUUAAAUCUAUUAAAAUUAUCAAAUUUUCCUUUGUUGAUGAAACAACUUAUGACUAUUUCUUUAGAGAACAAGCAAAAAUCUUUAGAUUUAUUCACAUAUUUAAUUAUAUAUCUUAUAGAAGUGUAUCCAAAUUUGACUAGCGAGCUCUUAUAUGAAGUGCAUAUUAAAAGCUAAAUACUUAGUAAUAAUAGUUUUAAUUCAUAUCUAUAAGUAGUUUACCACACAACAAUUUCAUUUUAUGCUCUGAAAUAAGUGCAGUAAUUUCAAGGUAAAGAGGAUGAGAGUAAAUUAGUAAAUAUCAUAGUUCUAUAUAUGCAUAUUGAAUAAUGUAUUGGAGAAAUAUCAAAUCUUUAAAUUGUUGAUUGGAACAAUUACUCUUAGAUAAUGGAAAAGGGCCUUGAUUUAUUUAAUUAUUUAGGAAUCUUAUUUUAUGAUCAUGAUUAUUUCAUUCCGAAUUUUGAAGAUACUUUUAACUUAGAAUAAAUUAAAGAAGAUCAUCAUAAACUGAAAAAGUAAAAUAAUAAAAUUCUACCUAAUGGAGGCAUUAAAAGAUUAAUGCAAUAAUUAAUUGCACCUUUUGUGAAGAUUCCUUAAAUGAUUAAGCCAAUAAGGAAUUAUUUAUCGAAAAAUAAAUAUAGCAUAGAAGGUAGAAUUGAUUCAUAAAGUUACCAAAGAAUUUAACAAUUUAUUGAUCAAGAAUUCUCAGUUUAUCUAUUUAUAACAAAGAAAUAAUAUAGAUAACAGUUAGCAAUAAUGUUGCAUAAUGCAGAUAAUAAUUUAGGGAGAAUGAGAAUCAAGGAAAAAGGAUCUAAAUUAGUUAAGCAUUCUAAAUUUUAUAAACUAUUAGUUUAUUAUGCUUUAUUUGAAAAUAACUCACUUAAUGAAAAUUAAAUAGAUAAGUAAAAUUUAAAACACUAAGAUGAACUCUAAGAAAUACUUGGACUAUGUAAAUUGACCAAAAUUAUGGAUUGGCAAAAUGUGGAUCCUAAUUAAAUUUAAUGCUUUUUUCAUCAACACAAAGAAUCUUAAGGAUAAAUAUUGAAGGCUUUUAAUAAACUUAAUACACUAAAGUUGCAGGCUUAAUCGAAUUAAAAAUCAAUAAUAGGCACACAUGAUUUAUCAUAAAUAGAUUUAUCCAAUAAUCAAUUAGCAAGUUCAAUUCGAGUAAGCAUAUUUAUGGAUAUUAUAAUUUACUAUCAAUUAAUUCAUAAAUUUUGGGUGUUGUAUCCUAUAAUAAUGGAUCCAUAAGAGAAACAAAAGACAUAAAGUAAAUUAUUAGAAUAUCUAAAAUCAAAUUCUCUAACUUAAUUUGAAUAUACUUAAAAGGAAAAUUAAAGGACACAUAGUACNUGACUAUUUCUUUAGAGAACAAGCAAAAAUCUUUAGAUUUAUUCACAUAUUUAAUUAUAUAUCUUAUAGAAGUGUAUCCAAAUUUGACUAGCGAGCUCUUAUAUGAAGUGCAUAUUAAAAGCUAAAUACUUAGUAAUAAUAGUUUUAAUUCAUAUCUAUAAGUAGUUUACCACACAACAAUUUCAUUUUAUGCUCUGAAAUAAGUGCAGUAAUUUCAAGGUAAAGAGGAUGAGAGUAAAUUAGUAAAUAUCAUAGUUCUAUAUAUGCAUAUUGAAUAAUGUAUUGGAGAAAUAUCAAAUCUUUAAAUUGUUGAUUGGAACAAUUACUCUUAGAUAAUGGAAAAGGGCCUUGAUUUAUUUAAUUAUUUAGGAAUCUUAUUUUAUGAUCAUGAUUAUUUCAUUCCGAAUUUUGAAGAUACUUUUAACUUAGAAUAAAUUAAAGAAGAUCAUCAUAAACUGAAAAAGUAAAAUAAUAAAAUUCUACCUAAUGGAGGCAUUAAAAGAUUAAUGCAAUAAUUAAUUGCACCUUUUGUGAAGAUUCCUUAAAUGAUUAAGCCAAUAAGGAAUUAUUUAUCGAAAAAUAAAUAUAGCAUAGAAGGUAGAAUUGAUUCAUAAAGUUACCAAAGAAUUUAACAAUUUAUUGAUCAAGAAUUCUCAGUUUAUCUAUUUAUAACAAAGAAAUAAUAUAGAUAACAGUUAGCAAUAAUGUUGCAUAAUGCAGAUAAUAAUUUAGGGAGAAUGAGAAUCAAGGAAAAAGGAUCUAAAUUAGUUAAGCAUUCUAAAUUUUAUAAACUAUUAGUUUAUUAUGCUUUAUUUGAAAAUAACUCACUUAAUGAAAAUUAAAUAGAUAAGUAAAAUUUAAAACACUAAGAUGAACUCUAAGAAAUACUUGGACUAUGUAAAUUGACCAAAAUUAUGGAUUGGCAAAAUGUGGAUCCUAAUUAAAUUUAAUGCUUUUUUCAUCAACACAAAGAAUCUUAAGGAUAAAUAUUGAAGGCUUUUAAUAAACUUAAUACACUAAAGUUGCAGGCUUAAUCGAAUUAAAAAUCAAUAAUAGGCACACAUGAUUUAUCAUAAAUAGAUUUAUCCAAUAAUCAAUUAGCAAGUUCAAUUCGAGUAAGCAUAUUUAUGGAUAUUAUAAUUUACUAUCAAUUAAUUCAUAAAUUUUGGGUGUUGUAUCCUAUAAUAAUGGAUCCAUAAGAGAAACAAAAGACAUAAAGUAAAUUAUUAGAAUAUCUAAAAUCAAAUUCUCUAACUUAAUUUGAAUAUACUUAAAAGGAAAAUUAAAGGACACAUAGUACGGUUGAAGACUAAAGAUAGUAAUUGUUUAGUUGUUAAGUUGAAGAUUAGUUAUAAUUACUUUUGUAAAAAUUAAACAAUUUUAUUUUCGAUAAAAAAUUUAAUUUUAAAGUUUUUGAGACUAGGCAAUGGAAAUGGGUAGUUGAUUUGUAAGACUUCACAAGAAAACAACCAUUUUUAUAAAUAACUAAAAUUAAAUAAUUAUAUUGUUCAUAAGAGGAAAGAGAUAAUUAAUUUGAUUAAUAAUAAUUUUAUCAAACUUAAAUAAGAUCAUCAAUUAAAAAAGAAUAAGUUAUACAAAAUAAAGUCAAUAAUGCAAUUAUUAAUCUUCAAAAAGGAUCACCAGAAAACAAUCAGGUAGGGACUACUAGAUAUAACUGUGAAUAUAUAACUUAUCAAGGGGCUUAUUAAGGAAUGUUGAUAUUUAAUGAAAUAAAUUACUCUAUUCAGUUUUAACAAUAAGAAUUAGAAUCAGAAGAAAUAUUUUCGAGUUCACAAGUGAUUUAGACAACAUAGGACAUGUUCCUUGAAAUUACUCUCGAUAGAAUAGUUAAUGUGCACCCAAGGAGGUUUUUAUUAAUGGAAAUUGCUAUUGAGAUAUUUAUUGAUAGAUAGAAUUACUUCUUCAAUUUAUUCAAAAAUUAAGAAUAAUAAUUACUAAUGUAAGAAUUUAGAAAGAAGAAAGUUUAAGUAAUUGAUCCAAAAUAAGAAUUUAAGAAAAUGAAUUAUUAAGAGAAAUGGGUAGAAGGCUAAUUAUCAAACUUUCACUAUUUAAUGUUAGUGAACAUUUUUUCAGGAAGAACUUGCAACGAUUUAAGUUAGUAUUUUGUAUUUCCUUGGGUUAUUUAAAACUAUAAGUCUAAUAAAAUUGCUUUCUCUUCAAUAGAAGGAUCAGAUACACUUAGGGAUCUCAAAUUACCAAUAGGUGCAAUUGUGCAGAAUCCUGAAUAAAUAAUUAAAGAUUAUAAAGAGAGAGAAAUAACAUCUUCUAAUGGUAACUAUCAACAUAAGCACCAUUAUUCAAAUGCUUAAACAGUUCUCAAAUAUUUGAUAAGAUUGAACCCUUCAAAAUUGAUAGAAGAAAUUAGUAUGUCUGAUAGACUAUUUUCAAGUAUAGAAAAUUUAUGGGAUAAUAGUAUAAAGUAUGAUAAUAAGGAAUUGAUUCCAGAAUUUUACUAUAUGCCUGAAUUUCUAAGGAAUAUGUAUUUGUAUGAUUAUAUCUAGUAAUUUACUUCCUUUUGAGACAUUACAAUAACAGUCAAGAAUCCCUGUUGUAGAAUUGCCAAAAUGGGUUAAGACAUAGACAGCUGAAGAGUUUGUUUAUAUAAUGAGGCUAGCACUUGAGAGUGAUAAAGUAUCUACUGAAUUGAAUCACUGGAUCGAUUUGAUAUUCGGAAAUAAAAAUAAUGGAUAAAACGCAGUCGAUAAUGCAAAUAUGUUUCAUUAUCUAACAUACUAAGAAAAUUUGAAUACUUUGUUGAAUUAAAUCAAUGACAACUUAGCCAUUUAAUCAUAUUUAACUAAAAUUUAAGAUAUUGGUUAAACACCUAAGUAAUUAUUCUAAAAGAAUCAUAAAAAGAGGAAAUAUGGUUUGUAGGUAUUUACAAAUGAGAUCCCUUAUUUUUGCAAUAAUCUGAAAAAAAACAACAAGUUGUAUGUCUUUAAGUAAUUUGAAGAGAUGAAAGAAUAAUGCAAAUCGUAAAUUUUAGGGUUUUAUCCCUAUUCAAAAAAAUGCAUUUAUAUUUUGAAGUCUAAUGAUGAGACAUACAAUCAUCUAACAUUAUUGGAGACUAAGCAUUUCUAAGAUUAUCUUGAUUUUUAUCCUUAGAUCGAACUUAAGCAGAAAGUUCAAUUGCCUGAGCUAAAGAUAGAUGGGUGCAAUCCUUAAAAUAUAUUCAGUUUCAUUUAUGAAUAGUAGUUUGAUUUUGGGGAUGGUUAUGACUCUUAGUAUUAUAGUGUUUUUGAGGGGAAAUAGAAUUACAAUUUGUAUUUAUGUUUGGUAGGAUUCCUUGAUGAUAACAUUAAAAUCUAUGAUUUAAGGAAUAAUAUGAAGAAACUUAAGAUAAAUUUUCCAUCCUAGGACUUAAAGAGAUAAAAAAGAGCAUCAUGCAUUAGAUAUCAUGCAGCUUCAAAGAUUUUAGCCAUAGGUUCAUUAGAUGGCUUACUUUAAUUAUUUUAAAUCCAAUUCAACCAAUAGUUAGAAGUUAAGGCAGUCUUUACUAAGUAAUUAGAGAAUGGAAUUUUAUGUAUAGACUUAACAGAUCUUCUUAUUUUAACAGUAGACUAUAAGAAUAUUGCAAAUCUAUUGAGUUUAGAAGGAAAGUAAUAUAUCAUAGAUAUAAUAGUGUAUUACUUACAAUUUAUAUAGAUAACUCAGAUAAGUUCUGGCAAUGUUGCAUUUAAAUGUAUUUUCUAGUAUUUAAGAGUGUAAAAUCCUAAAUUUACAUAUUUACGAUGAAUGGAGAAUAAUAUCUGCAGACUGUGAACUUACUCGAUAGAACUUCUUCUAAAAACAUUUUGUUCACAACUCCCUUCUCAUCUAAAUUUGUAUGACAUAAAAGUUAUAAUCUUAGUUGUUGUAUUCCUUAAAUCAAAACGGAGAAGAAAAUUGGCCUUAGUUUGUACCUGUCAUUCAUUAUAUCGAUAUAUUUGAUUUAAAGUUAAAGGGGAUGUCAAACUUUAACAGCUUAUUGGUCAAUAAUCAAAUAGUUGUGAAUAAGGGAAACUUAAAAGGAAGUGGAAUAUCUGCUCUCCAUAUAAGUUUUAUGAGAUGUAAAAUAGAUAAAUAGAAAAAGAUUAAACAUAUUUAUUUGAUUGCUGUUGAUAAUCAAAUCUUAUAAUACAUGGAUGAACAUUACGGUAGGAUUUUAUGUUAUGAUAAUAGAUUAUUUAACGAUGCUGAGAUAUAAAUUGAAGUAAGGAGGAGUUUGA
Molecule: messenger RNA, 8548 nt
Organism: Paramecium octaurelia
Lineage: Eukaryota; Ciliophora; Oligohymenophorea; Peniculida; Parameciidae
Source: the annotation of a GenBank genome assembly